This is a messenger RNA of Schizophyllum commune H4-8, 1962 nucleotides long. Its product is annotated as G-alpha-domain-containing protein. Gene Ontology annotation, molecular function: guanyl nucleotide binding; G protein-coupled receptor binding; G-protein beta/gamma-subunit complex binding. Gene Ontology annotation, biological process: adenylate cyclase-modulating G protein-coupled receptor signaling pathway. The record is from RefSeq and is a predicted model, not a curated record. Gene Ontology annotation, cellular component: heterotrimeric G-protein complex. Lineage: Eukaryota; Fungi; Basidiomycota; Agaricomycetes; Agaricales; Schizophyllaceae. The coding region runs from base 140 to 1630 and encodes 496 amino acids. The transcript has 11 exons.
CGCCAUCAAGCAUCAGCCGCUCGCAUGCGCGCUAUUGCAAAUCACAGGCUCUGCCCCUGGUACCGUGAUCUGAACGGCGCUAUUUGAUGGUCUUCAAACACACAGCAUCGACCCUCUCUCCCUCCCUCCACCACUCACGAUGGGCCAGCAGUACGAGGAUGAGGACCCUCUCACGCGCGCGAUCGCGCCCCCACCGAAUGAGACCCCUCAGGAGCGCCGCGCACGCGAGGCCGCGGAGGCAGAAGCGCGCCGCAUUAGUGACAUGAUUGACGACGAGAUCAGGCAGGAGCGGGAGGCAGAGAAGCGCAAGAAGAAGGCGGUAAAGCUGCUCCUCCUCGGCCAGAGCGAGUCCGGAAAGACCGCGACGCUGAAAAACUUCCAGCUGCAGUAUUCACGCCGACAAUGGCUCGAGGACCGCGAUGCAUGGCGCUCUGUCAUUCACUUGAACCUCGUCCGGAAUGUCAACAGUAUACUGGACAUGUUGGCGAAGGAGAUCGCUGCCGCCACCCGGCCCGAUUCCCCCAGCGAUGACAGUGACCCACCUCGACGCCGGCAUUCGCGCCAGCCGUCUCGACCAUCAAUCCCCUUCACCGACACGCACCGCGCGCUACGUACCCGCCUUGCGCCGCUCAAGCGGGUACAGAAGGACUUAGAGCGCCGCCUCGGGGACCAGUCCAAGGAGAUGUACACCACGGACGUACACACCGCGGCGCCCUUCGACGACAUGGCCGCCGCUGGCUCUCCCGCACCGCGAGGCGUCUUGCAAGAGUUCUCCAUCAACUCAACCAACGGCUGGAAGUCUGCGCUGGAUCGCUUCCGCCGCGGGGGCGUACCAGACGCUCGUGCUGAUGCGGCGAUGAAGCUGCAGAAGCAAGUCGACGCGCAGAUACUGGACACGAUCGCAUCGUGCCGGGACGACAUGCGGGCGCUAUGGAAUGACCCAGCGGUGCGCGCCAUGCUCGAUCGGCGACGGUCGCGGAUAGAAGAUGGCCCGGGGUUCUUCCUCAACGACUCGGACAGGAUCGCAGCUCGCGGGUACGACCCCACCGAUGCCGACAUCGUGCGCGCCCGCUUGCGGACGGUUGGCGUUCAGGAGCACAAGUUCAUGUUUGAAGUCGGACGCACGGCCGGGCAGGAAUGGCGCUUCUUCGACGUAGGCGGCACCAGGAGCAGCCGCGCCGCCUGGUACCCGUAUUUUGAUGAUGUCGAUGCCAUCAUCUUCCUUGCACCAAUCUCCUGUUUCGACGAGAAACUGGCCGAAGACCGAAGGGUGAACCGGCUGGAAGAUAGUUAUCUCCUGUGGAGAUCGGUUGUCUCAUGCAAGUUGCUUGCACGGACGCAGAUCAUUUUGUUCCUCAACAAGUGCGAUCUACUCCAGACCAAGCUGAAUCGCGGCGUCAAAAUUCGCGAUUCGGUACCCAGCUUUGGCGAGCGGCCAAACAAUCUGGCGACCGCGACGAAGUACUUCCAGCAGCACUUCAAGGAGAUCCUGCGCCAGCACUCUCCCGUGCAGCGGCCCUUCUACGUGUACCUCACCUCCGUGAUUGACACGAAGGCGACGGCGGCAACGCUUGGCGCUGUCGAGGAAUCUAUUCUGCGCAAUCAUCUACGCCGCGCAGACCUCAUGUAAGUGAGGCAUCUCCCCUUACACGCUCCGGCAGGCUUACUGAGCAACCCUGCAGCUAAUGAGCGCACCUUCGCUCGUAAACGUGUCUCGUUCGCUCUCGCGCCACCACCGUCCAUUGCUGCCACUGUAUAAUUGUAUCAUACGUACGCUCCAUCUGGCACGUUCCGUCCUCCUAUCCAUAUUGCCCUCACCCUCCCCUUUGGCUCACCGACCUACUUUAUGCACGUCCGCUUUUCCGCCCCUACGCAGCGGACGUCUCUCGCGACCGGCUCUCCUUACCACUGAGGCUAUCCUUACCACUGGACCUAACUUAUUAUCUCUGCUUACUCUGCUGU